This is a messenger RNA of Seminavis robusta, 5040 nucleotides long. The record is from the annotation of a GenBank genome assembly. Lineage: Eukaryota; Bacillariophyta; Bacillariophyceae; Naviculales; Naviculaceae.
AUGUAUAGUCAAAGACUUAAGCUAGCACGGAAAAGACGUGAAGAACAGAAGGUUUUUGAAGCCUUGGAAUCGAAGCAUAAAAGGGAGGAGAGACGAGAGCGAAACAAGGAGAAUGACAGAGGCGCCAGAGACCGCAAGCGCAAGGCCACAGAAAAGGGUACUUCCGGCGAUGUAACGACGAAGAAAUCCAGCCAUAAAUCUAAACGAAGUGAAGAAGAAUCGUCUCAAGAGGACUCGUCUGACGAAGACACAGAGCUUCCAAAGGGAAAACGACAGCGCAGACCCGCGCCAAAGAAUUCUGGGCGCACGUCUUCCUACCGGGCAGACAGAGGUGGUUCCAAGUCUCGUUCAAAGAGCCAAAAAUCCCGCAACAAUUCACGAGAAACAAGCGAAGAAUCAAGCAGUGAAGAUAGUGAUUCAGACGAGGAGUCCUCGUCGAAAAUGCGUCGGAAGAGAGACCACCGUAGAUCCAACAAGAGUCGGAAGUCAAGCUGGUCAGAUGAGGAGCAGUCUACUAGUAGAAAGGGCUGGAAGAGAGCCAGCCAUAAAUCCAGCAAAAGAAAAAAAUCAAGUCGGGAAUUGGACAGUGAUGAGGAUGAUGAUGAUUCCGAUCUGGGAGCUUCAAAGAAAUCUGACAGCCAACAAUCUCAGAACAAUCGAAGAGCAAUCCGGAAAGCAUUGGAUAGCGAUGAUACAUGUAGCGAUGGUGGUUCAGGCAAGGAGCCCGCGAAAAGCCGUUCAAAGAAACGUGACAGCCAUCGAUCCCACGGUAGUCAAAGGGCAAUAAAGGGGGAAUACAGCACUGAUGAUAAUUCUGAUCAGUGGCUUUCGAAACGUCAUUCCAAGAAAUCUGACAGCCAAGGAUCCCACGACAGACGCAUAGCAAAUCGGAAUGCACUUGAUAGCGAUAGUGAUGAUGAUUCAGGUCAAAGGGCCUCAAAACGCCAUUCGAUCCGACCAAAGAAGUACGACGGCCAAGGAUCCCGCAACAGUCGAAGGGCCGGAAAAAGGUCAGAGAACGGUGACUCAAGUUCGGAUGGCGCAAAGCGACAUUCAAAGCAUACAAAGCAUACUUACAGCCAACAAUCACAAAGUAGUCGACUAGCCAGUCGGGAAGCAUUGGAUAGUGACUUUGAUGAUCAUUCCGAUCGGGGGCCCUCGACAGGUCAUUUGAAGAAAACUGACAGCCAACAAUCCCACCAAAGUUGGAAAGGAAAGCGGGAAUUGGACCAUGACGACGAUUCGAAUCGAAAAUCAAUCUACCAGAACUCUCAGCGGGCUCGAAAAUCCAACAAAGAGACCGACAGCGAAGACUCUAGUGAAGAACGUUCGCAACCUCGUCCGAGGCGCGGCAAAGCGAUGGCGAAGUCCUGCAGCAGCCGAUCAAAGCCUGUGAGCACAAAAAAUCAACCGUACGAAUCCCCAGAUUCUGACGAUACUGAUUUCGACCCUCAAGAUCGAUCUAAUCGCAAUCGUCGCUUGGGCUCUGCCAAGAACGAAUCUUCUCCCCAGGCAAAAGUCAAGAAAGCGCACGACAAGGACAAGGACAAGGACAAGGAAAUGAACUCUGACGAAGAAAGCUCGGUGCAGAGCGUUUCGUCGAGAGAUGAAUCAAAACAGACGAAGAAGCCCAAACACGAAAAGAGUGCAAGCGCUCGUACUGUCUUCCCUCUGGACUCUGACUCCGAUGAGAGAAAGUCGGGUGACCAAGCAUCGGCUGGGAAGCAUCGACGCGCAGUCAAAAAGGUCAUGGCGAACGACUUGUCAGAUGAAUCCGGGGAUGAGCAGCGUGCAGUUUCCAAGCUUGAUAAGAAAAAGGCACCGGCGAACCCUCUUCAGGCUGUUGAGCGAGAGCGAGAGAACGUUUCCCAAAUGCAGCAUCGAGGACGUAACUUCGUCGGCGGUGGCGAUUUGUGGGAUGAUGACGAUGACAAUGGAAACUCACAAAUUGAUCGUCGUCCCAUCACAGCUCCGGCUGCUCACAGCACUGAAUCUCGAGCUUCCAUAUCUGGUCGCCCCCGCGCAGCAAAAGCGGAUGUCGGGGAAAUGGAAAACGUUGGCUCAGGCAAAAACGGGGCGUCAAGCAGCCCUUGCAAGAACGACGAUGUUGUUGCUGACCAACACAAAGCGAAGGGUCGCAUCGAAGAGCACGAACAGUACCCUACGCUAGGCAAUCCUUAUUUUGGCCCGUUCGAUAACGUGCCACUCAAGUUGGUGAACAAACAGGACGCCAGAAGCGACCACAAAGUGCCGGCAGCCCUCGCUAGAUACUUGCCUCCGUUUCAGAGAGAGGGGAUUCAAUUCCUGUACAAUGCUGUGGUCAAUAAUUACGGCGCAAUUCUCGGAGAUGACAUGGGCCUUGGGAAAACGAUGCAGAUCAUAGCAUUGAUAUCGGCGCUGUUGGGAAAGACUGGAACCACGAUGGACGAGGAUAUUUUGAAGGAGAGGAAAGCGAAACGGAAGGAAGUGGAAAAGGAGCUCGGGAACUGGGAAAACAGUGCCCUGUUGGGUCAGUGUGGAUUCGAAGGCAGGAACAAGCGUCUCGCAGAAUACAAGGAGAAAUUGGGUCUCCCUGAAAUCGUGCCCAUUUUGUUGAUAGUCCCAGCUGUCGUUGUAGACAACUGGGAUGGCGAGAUAAUGCAGUUUUCCAAAAUUGAAGUCGAAAAAUUCCGGGAAUCGGACACCCGAGAGGAGGCUUUGAAAGGAAUUGAGUUGGGAUCGGCUGAGGUUCUGUUAUGCGGGCACCCUCUUUUCGGCGCGAAGAAGCAUUUUGAGGAAAUCCUCAAAUUUCCAUGGAACCUGGUAGUAGUCGACGAGUUUCAUCUUUUCAAGAACGGAAAGAGCAACAAUGCAAAGAAUCUUAGAAUUCUUGCAAAGAGACACAAUUGCCCGAUUAUUGGUCUGACUGGUACCCCAAUGCCCAAUUGCUUCGACGAGCUGCACAAUCUUGUAGACUUGGUGCAGCCCAAAGUUCUAGGCACUCUCAAGCAAUUCAAUAACAGGAUUGGCAAACCAAUGAAGAAGGCCAGAGCUGUUGACGCAACACAGGAUGUCAAAGCCCAGGGAGAGGACAAGCGAUUGGAGCUGAACAAAAAAUUGCAGCCGUUGUAUAUUGCGCGGAAGAAGCAAGACGUGUUGUCUCAGCUGCCAAAGAAGACAGAGCACGUUGUCUUGUGCGAGCUAUCAGAACUGCAGAAGAAGACGUACGAGCACAUCCGUAACUUGCCCGACUUCGUACUUGUACGCGGCAGUUCUGCGCCAUGUGAUUGUGGCGUCAAUAUCAAUUAUUUUGAACGAUAUUUACGACUUCAAACGCCAGAGGACAAGAUUGCGUUCCAAAAGGAAAACGAGUUUAUCAAGAGGGGAAAGUGCCACUACAGGGAGCCGCAAGAAGAAGACAAAGGGAUGUCAGUGAUGUGGCGCAAACAGCACCCCGAUGGCACGCAAUGCAAGCGGUGUCCUUCGUGUGUUUUGCUGCCAUGCCUCAGCAAGCUGUAUCAACUAAGCUCGCAUUUGACGCUGCUUCAGUACGAAAAGCCAGGGAACAAGGCGGCGGUAGAUUCUGAGCACGAGGAAGAUUUAAAUAGGGAGUUUGCAAAAAUCUCAUUCCCUGACGAUGUCCUGCCAGAGCUCCCAGGCGCGAGCUACGAAAGAUGCGACCAACUUUUGCAAGGCGUCCAGCAUUUUGCCAUGUCCGGGAAGAUGAAAAAGUUGCACUCGUUGCUUCAAGACAUCCAUCACGAAAAGGGCCGGGUGCUCAUUUUCUCCUAUUCAGUGCGCAUGCUUGACAUCAUUGCUCGCUACUUGGACAAUGAAGCCAAAAGGUUUCUUCGCAUCGAUGGAAAGACGCCAGGAAAAGACCGUCAAGGGUUGGUGAAGCAGUUUCAGACUGAUUCAAAAUACUUUUGCUUUCUGUUGAGUACUCGUGCAGCUGGCGUUGGGCUAAAUCUCACUGCCGCGAACAAUGUCAUCAUUUUUGAUGCCGAGUGGAACCCAGCGCACGAUGAGCAGGCUCAAGAUCGCGCAUAUCGUAUUGGCCAAUCGAAAGAUGUGACGGUUUACCGACUAGUGGCUCAGGGAACUAUCGAAGAGCUAAAGUACCUGCGUCAGAUUUACAAGUUGCACUUGAGACAAGAAACCUUUCGCUCGGCAGAGGGAUCAGAAGCUGCACCACGAUCCUUUCUGGGCGUUGACAAGGACACCAAGAGAAAAGGAGAGUUGUUCGGCGCCGAGAAUCUGUUGAGCUUCUCGAAGGACAGCUCCUUCCUCUCUCGAGUUUGGAAAACCGACAAAGGCAUUGUUGCUGGAACUAGCACAGCAAUUGCCAAUGCUUGGGAAAAAGGAGAGGCGAUGAUGCAGGAAGAGACGGAGCAGUUGAUUCGUAGUCAGUUGGAAGGUGCAGCAAAAGCUGCAAAGAAGGCGGCCUUCGACCACAAGGCGUUCUUUGACCAAGGUCGAGCCCGUCCGGCCAACCGGGAAGGCCAGAUGGGUGGCGAAACACAGGCAGUAGAUGAUUUCGUUGAGAGGGGCCAACCCAAACAGGUACCGGUACCCAAUGACAGUGAUUCCGACGACAGCGACGCUGACAACCAUUUUGAUGCUUCCGACGCCCGCAACAAUGAAAACACUAGUGCAUUAGGACCUGACAAUGUGACCAAAGUGGCGAGCUGUGGUACUACUGUCCAAGGUGCUAGCGGGUCUCCACCUUCUGACCGAGAACUCAUAGAGACGAAAACCAAGGUCAAGCCCCAGGUGACCAAGUCCUUUCAGCAGGCCAAUGCCAAGAGCGGUCGUGUUUCAAAUGCGGACAAACCCAAGAGCGACGAGGGCACCAAUCCUCUUGGCAGAGUUGGCAUCCCAGAUCCACACAACGACCUGCGCAACAAUAAUCCGGUCAACAAUCAAGAACGGCAACGGCUUCUCCAGUCCAUGAACAAAAAGAAAAACUUCUUGUUGUGCGGCAUUCCAUCGCAGCAAGUUUCAGGAAGGCACACGACAUUCUCCAAAGCCAAUGUAUUCCAGCCCAACAGCUCCAAUUGA